AUGAAUAAUAAUAAUAAUAAUAAUAAUAAUAAUAAUAAUAAUAAUAAUAAUAAUAAUAAUAAUAAUAAUAAUAAUAAUAAUAAUAAUAAUAAUAAUAAUAAUAAUAAUAAUAAUAAUAAUAAUAAUAAUAAUAAUAAUAAUAAUAAUAAUAAUAAUAAUAAUAAUAAUAAUAAUAAUAAUAAUAAUAAUAAUAAUAAUAAUAAUAAUAAUAAUAAUAAUAAUAAUAAUAAUAAUAAUAAUAAUAAUAAUAAUAAUAAUAAUAAUAAUAAUAAUAAUAAUAAUAAUAAUAAUAAUAAUAAUAAUAAUAAUAAUAAUAAUAAUAAUAAUAAUAAUAAUAAUAAUAAUAAUAAUAAUAAUAAUAAUAAUAAUAAUAAUAAUAAUAAUAAUAAUAAUAAUAAUAAUAAUAAUAAUAAUAAUAAUAAUAAUAAUAAUAAUAAUAAUAAUAAUAAUAAUAAUAAUAAUAAUAAUAAUAAUAAUAAUAAUAAUAAUAAUAAUAAUAAUAAUAAUAAUAAUAAUAAUAAUAAUAAUAAUAAUAAUAAUAAUAAUAAUAAUAAUAAUAAUAAUAAUAAUAAUAAUAAUAAUAAUAAUAAUAAUAAUAAUAAUAAUAAUAAUAAUAAUAAUAAUAAUAAUAAUAAUAAUAAUAAUAAUAAUAAUAAUAAUAAUAAUAAUAAUAAUAAUAAUAAUAAUAAUAAUAAUAAUAAUAAUAAUAAUAAUAAUAAUAAUAAUAAUAAUAAUAAU
Molecule: messenger RNA, 738 nt
Organism: Microplitis demolitor
Lineage: Eukaryota; Metazoa; Arthropoda; Insecta; Hymenoptera; Braconidae
Exons: 1
Source: RefSeq, a predicted model, not a curated record